AUGGAGGACUACGACACGGAGUCGACCAUGAGCGAACUCAGCGACCACUACCUGAUGGUUCACCCCGAGCUCGCCAAUGCAGAGACGCCAGUCAUGACCCAGAAGUCCUCUUCGUGGGGCUUCAAGCGCAUCCUUACUGAUAUCAGAGCUACGAUCAUUCAAUCGUAUCCAGGCGCGCUUGCCGAUCUCAAGGGCCUGAACCCAGACCUCUACGCAGUGCCAUUCGGAACUCGCAUCAUCACCAUCAAGACAAACUCCGAGGAGAAUGUCCGCUUUUCGGUGCGCAACAAGGUCUGGUCGACUCUCGACAAGGUAUCAGAGCGCAUCAUGAAGAUCUGGGACGCUCGCAAGGACAAGCAGGAGAAGGUUUUGCUCCUCUUCGCCGUUACUAGCUCCGGCCAAUUCUGCGGUGUUGCAGAGAUGAGCGGCCCGUGGGACAAGAAUCACUCUAUUGAGGGGUGGAAUGAUGAUACUCAUGAAAGUGUCGGCUCUAUCCCGGUCACCUGGAUUUACGUCAAGAACGUCACUUUCGGCAAGUUCAACCAUCUUCGCACAGGCAAGAAAGACUUGGCUGUCAGCAACACGUGGAAUGGCAUGCAUCUCGAGUCUGCUGUUGGUCGCCAAACCAUCCAGAUUUACGCAGAGUCGCCACACAUUAGCAACAUUCUCGCCUUCACGCCAGCGCAGGCUCAGGAGGAGGCUGCUAAGUACGCUCAGAGGAACCUCCAGAAGCAAGCUCAGGCGGCCUUCUACAAUUCAUCGAACGACUUCAUCGGCCCUGGACCCUCUGACGUCCGCAACUUUCGCAACAUCACAGCCCCGCAGCGCAAUGUGCUCGCCUCCAACAACUGGCGCGCUCAGGAGAACGCUUUCCGACAAGCCACUGGUUAUGGUGCUGGCAUUGCCAUGCCUAUGCAGCCUUCCACUCCCUCCCGCAACGGCCCUCCAGCUUUCGACGGCGCCGGCGAUGUCGCAAACACGUCGACCUCAGGCGGAUUGUUCACGUGCAUCGUGGAUGGUCACGGCAACUACAUUCCAGUCAAUCCCCCGACUUCUAACUCGUACGCUGCACAGCCAAUCAUGGGCACGGGUGACUGGAACGGCAAUCAGCGCUUCCAGCAGAACAGCCGUAGCAUCGACAGCUUCGAUGGCUCUCUCAUGCAGCGCGGCGGUUAUCGCGGCGGUCCUCGUGGAGGUCAUCGUGGCGGCAAAGGCAACGUUACGCACGUUCACAACUACAAGUAUAUCAACGUCAGCCCAGAUAAUAGUGAGUCUGCUGGCAAUCCUCGCCCUCUCCAGAACGCUGCCUCGAGCGCCAGCAUGACGUCUUACCUAGCGAAUGGUCUAUCCAGUGCUCGCAGCUCCAGCUUGCAGCAUGCUAUCUCCGUUGCCGAGUUCGUCCCUCGGUCUCUAGCCAACCGCUCGCUGCUCCAAAGCACCCUUAAGAGUGCCGCCGUCAGGCACGCCGCCUCAAGCGCUACCAUGACGGAGUCAAAGUCAAGUGGAAGCUUCGUCACCCAAGCCGAUCCUCGUGGUCCAGUCACGGCUCCUUCCAUCACUGGGACGCUCAACAAUGCCGCUACGAACACGGGCAAUGACCAGGACGACAUGCAGAGCACUGAUUCGUAUCCAAGCUACAUGCGUGGCGCAGACUCUAUGGCAGGCUACGACCCACGUCCAGGGCCACCUCAGCAAGUCACCGUCCCUGUCGACUACAAACAGCAAGUCCCUCAGCUCGAGCCUGCGCCUGCUCGCAUCCGUAGCACCGACGGGAGUAGUCCCACGCACGCAGCCGUCGGUAGCAUCGAGAAGCUGCCGAACACAACAGCCAACUGGGUUCAGAAGACUCCUACGCACGCCGUCACUUUCGACCCGACUGAUGCCGACGAUCGCCUUAAAGCUGUCGCUAACGGUCUUGAUCUGGCCAAGCGUACGCUCUUCUGGGGCUGGAUUAGCCGCAAGAACGUCGUCGGUAAGAAGCUCGAGUCACUCAACGGCCGUGGCGGCCCGGAACUCUACGAGCUGGAGUCUCAGUACACUUUCAUCCUGUUGCAGAUUCGCGAGCUUGGGGUCGAUCUCGGUGCACUCCAGCCGCCACCUGCUCCUGAGACACCACGCUCUGCUCCAGCAUCUCGUAUCGGCAGCGACAUGCUUCACGAUGGCUUCACCUCGGCCAGUCGCAACAAGUGCAACGGAUGCAGCAAAUGCAACGGUGGUGAGGAGGGUGUAGAGGCUGAUGGGACCGUCUACGGCCAUGUUCGCCACAGACACGCUGGCUCGAUUGGUGCCCGCAUCAUUAAGCAGCUCAACGAGAUCAUCGCUAGUCCACCAACUAGCAAGCGUUCGACCUCGCCUGUCGACUCCACCUCUGCUGGUAGUGGAGAGGAGACGGCUGAGUCCGAGGUCACCGACCCCUUCGAGGGCAAGACUGGUGGGGUUCGUCUGUUCGAUGGGCUGGCGAAUUAG
Molecule: messenger RNA, 2466 nt
Organism: Recurvomyces mirabilis
Lineage: Eukaryota; Fungi; Ascomycota; Dothideomycetes; Mycosphaerellales; Teratosphaeriaceae
Exons: 3
Coding region: 1-2466 (821 amino acids)
Molecular function (GO): mRNA binding
Source: RefSeq, a predicted model, not a curated record